AUGCUCUUCCCGCUCGCCUUGCUGGCCACGGCCGCCACGGCCCGGGUCAUCUCCAGGCUCCCGUCCGUGCCCCAGGGCUGGCGCGAGCUGCGGACGGCCGAGGACGCCGAGCCCAUCGUCCUGCGCCUGGCCCUGCGGCAGCAGCACGCCGCCGUGCUCGAGCAGGCCGUGCUCGACGUCUCGACCCCGGGCCACCCAAAGUACGGCCGCCACCUGUCGCGCGACGAGGUGCGCGCGCUGGUGGCGCCCUCGGCCGAGGCCGUCGGCGGCGUCACGGCGUGGCUCGACGGCCACGGCGUGCGGGCCUUUGUCGACAACGACUGGGUCACCGUCGCCACGACGGUGGGCAAGGCCAACGCCCUGCUCGACACGCGCUUCGCGUGGUACGAGUACGAAGGAGGACAGGGACAGAACGGCGGCGGCGCGAGGUCGGCGCCCAAGCUGCGCACGCUGCGGUACAGCCUGCCCGACGAGCUGGCGGGCCACGUCGACAUGGUGCAGCCGACGACGCGCUUUGGGCAGCCGGCGGGCCAGAAGUCGACCAUCUUCGAGGUGCAGCCCGCGGCUGAGGAGGUGGACGCCAACGCCCCCGCCGCCCUGAGCGCCGCGCAGGUGCCCGCCCCGGACGCCGCGGACGCGCCCGUGCCGUCGUGCGCCAAGGAGGUGACGCCGCAGUGCCUGCACGACCUGUACGACAUCCACUACACGGCCUCCGCCGAGGGCAACCUCGUCGCCUUCGCGUCGUACCUCGAGGAGUACGCGCGGUACGCCGACCUGCAGACCUUUGAGAGCAGGUACCUGCCCGCGGCCAAGGGGCAGAACUUUACGGUGGAGCUGGUCAAUGGCGGGCUGGAUGACCAGUCGAGCAAGAGCGACAGUGUCGAGGCGAAUCUGGAUGUGCAAGCAAUCGUGGCAGUGAGCCAUCCUAUUCCGGUGCUCGAGUACAGCACUGCUGGUCGAGGCCCCUUGGUCCCCACGCCGGAUGAGCCCACCCAGCCCGGCAGCAACGAGCCGUACCUCGAGUUCCUGACGCACGUCCUCGCCCAACCGGACGGCUCUCUCCCGCAGACUCUCAGCACCUCGUACGGCGAGGAGGAGCAGUCCGUCCCCGAGGAGUACGCCCUCAAGGUCUGCAACCUCUUCAUGCAGCUCGGCGCCCGCGGCGUCUCCGUCCUCUUCUCGUCCGGCGACUCGGGCCCGGGCAACUCGUGCAUCCGCGUCUCGGACGGCGCGCCCUUCUUCAACCCGACCUUCCCGGCCGGCUGCCCCUACGUCACGGCCGUGGGCGGCACCACGGGCACGGGGCCCGAGAAGGCCGUCGACUUCUCCAGCGGCGGCUUCUCCAUCUACCACGCGCGGCCCGCGUACCAGGACGCCGCCGUGUCGGCCUACCUCGCCACCGGCGCGGCCGACGUCUACGCGCCCUACUUCAACAAGACGGGGCGCGGGAUCCCCGACGUGGCGGCCCAGGGCCGCGACUUUGUCGUCUACGACAAGGGGUCGCUGUACCACGUCGGCGGCACGAGCGCGUCGAGCCCGGCGUUCGCGGGCGUCGUGGCGCUGCUCAACGCCGCGCGCCGCAGCAAGGGCGCGGCCCCGCUGGGCUUCCUGAACCCGUGGCUGUACGGCAACGCGGCGGCGCUGACCGACAUCACGGCCGGCUACGGCAGCGGGUGCGGCGGCAACAGGAAGGCGUUCCCCGGCGGGGCCAGGUGGAACGCCACCGAGGGGUGGGACCCGGUGACGGGGCUCGGCACGCCCAAGUUUGGGGCCCUGCUUGCGGCUGCUGCUCCCGGGGUGGAGAACAAGUAG
Molecule: messenger RNA, 1812 nt
Organism: Thyridium curvatum
Lineage: Eukaryota; Fungi; Ascomycota; Sordariomycetes; Thyridiales; Thyridiaceae
Exons: 3
Coding region: 1-1812 (603 amino acids)
Biological process (GO): proteolysis
Molecular function (GO): tripeptidyl-peptidase activity; serine-type endopeptidase activity
Source: RefSeq, a predicted model, not a curated record